AUGGAGGUGAGCUCCGGAGACACCUGCCGGCCCCGUCACCCCCAAGGCCUGAGGGAGGGACCUGAGCCGAAGGUGGCGUUCCGGGGAGGUGCGAACCGGUGCUGGAACCUGAGCGUGGACACCAGCAGUCGGCUGUCCGACGUGUUCAACAGCAUGAUGCUGACGGGCUCCACGUCCUUCUACGACUGCUACAAACCCCAGAAUGAAGACAAUGUAGACCUAAGACAGAGCUGCACUCCACUCUGCUCAUCAACAGAGCACGCGAGCUCCAUAGACUCCUCACUCUUCUACGCGCCGUGGUCUACUUACGGAGACGAUAUUAAACAACCUUCUAGUUCUCAGAUCAGUGUAAAGAACAGGAUUCAGACCGAAAGAAAUGACUAUGGCAGUGAAACAGACUUAUAUGGACUUGUGUCUAACAUUUUGGAAGAACAGGAUAAGUCACAGCCAUAUUUUGCUGAAGGGACCUGCUCCUCCAAUUUAAAGUCAGUAUGGCCAAUGAACACAAGCAGAUUUGUAGAUCACCAUGACCUCUUAACAGAAACCAAAAGGCCAAUAGAUACAACUAUCUCUCAGCAAGCUUUUUAUAGUGGUGAAUCUGUGUCAGCAGUGGAAAAGCAAUACUUGCAUAAUAAUAAUCUCACACCACAACAAAAAAUAGAUGAACUUUAUCAUGGAUAUACCGGUUUAGACCUUGAAGAACAAUGGUUGUACCUCUCAAGAAGUGAUCAUUCUAAUUGUUACAAUAUUCAGACAAAUGAUACAGUUAAGGCAACUUUCCAAGAAUAUCCAUUUAUCAAAAACUGUUUUACACCACAAACAGGUCUGUCUGAUAUCAUGAAAGAAUCAGGAAUUGAUACUUACUCUUAUGGAAGAGAGAAAAUAUGUACUAAAGGUCUUGAAACACCAUUACAAUAUAAAAGGGCAGAGAUAUUUCUUUCCCAAUUCAAUAGAUAUAAUGAAAAUGCUGAUUAUUGUAGAUACCCAGAAUAUGCUCAUCCUAAUAAGGCAAAGCUUAACAAAUGUUCAAAUUUUAGUGUUCAAGAUGGUAAAAAAUUAGCCAAUGGUACACCUGAAACACCAACUGUGGAAGCAGAUGCCUAUACAAAGUUAUUUCAAGUUAAACCAGCAAAUCAGAAAAAAAUGGAGGAGACAAUACCUGACCAACAGAAUUUUUCAUUUCCGAAAACAACACCACAUCUGAGAAAACAGUUUGCAAAGGAAGCAGCAUUCACUGCUGAUUUUGUAAAAUCAGAAUAUGGACUAAAGCCUCACACAGCUUGUCCAGCUAAUAAUGAUUUUGGUAAUGUCACUGAAAAACAACAGUUUGCUAAGCCUGAUCCUCUAAACUCUGAAUAUUUUAAAUCAGUGAAUUUAUUCUCAAAUUCAGCAACAUCUUCAGGAGGUAUCAGCUUAAACAGACCAACUUGGAUGAAUGUUCAAACAAAAAAUAACCUUCCUAUUCCUUAUCGAAAUCAAGGUAACUUGAUGAAAUUAAAUAGUCAUUUAAGUGCAGCUUCAAAAGGUUCUAGCCAUUCUUCAGAUUUCCCCCAACUAUCAUCUACAAAUUUAACCUCAAAUAACAAUUUAUUUCAGAAGUAUUGCCAAGAAAACCCUUCAGCAUUUUCUAGUUUUGAUUUUAGUUACAAUGGUGCAGAAAGAAUUCAAUCUGUGAAUCACAUGGAAGGACUAACAAAAACUGGAGAAGACAAUCUCUUUGAAUCGGUUACAGAGAAAAAAAUAAAGCAGCCGAAUGGAUUUUGUGAUAGCUAUUCAGCGUCACAGUACGGGAUAAUAGAAAAUGUAAACAAGCAUAAUUUUCAAGCCAAGCCCCAAAGUGGACAUUAUGAUCCUGAAGACAUCCCAAAGCAUUUUGAUGGGUUACCACAAAAUGCAUAUCAAGAUCUGUUAGAGUCACAGGGUCAUUUUAAUAGCCACAGACAAGGAAGUGGAGACAGCAAUAUAAAUAGCCGUGUGAAUCGCACACAGGCCUCAUGCUUUUCUAAUAAUUAUAUGAUGGGAGAUUUACAACAUAAUCAGGGGUUUCAACAACUUGGUUCAAAUGGGUUUCCCCUAAGAUCUACCCACCCAUUUGGCCACUCAGUUGUUCCACUGUUGGAUUCCUAUGAUUUGUUUUCUUAUGAUGACUUAAGCCAUUUAUAUCCUUAUUUUAAUGAUAUGAUGUAUGGUGAUAAUUCCUUUUCUGGUUUUGUGCCAACGUUUGGAUUUCAAAGACCAAUUAAAACCCGCAGUGGACCAGCUAGUGAACUUCAUAUUCGUCUAGAAGAGUGCUAUGAACAGUGGAGAGCAUUGGAAAAAGAGAGGAAAAAGACUGAAUUAGCCCUUGCCAAGAAUUAUCCAGGAAAAAAAGUAUCCAGUACUAAUAAUACUCCAAUUCCAAGACUGACUUCCAACCCAUCUAGAGUUGAUCGCUUAAUUGUGGAUGAACUUCGAGAACAAGCCAGAGUUGUGACUUUACUAGGCAAAAUGGAACGUCUUCGAAGCUCUCCCCUUCAUGCUAAUAUCUCUACCGCACUGGAUAGACACUUGGAAUCAAUUCACAUUGUACAGUCACGAAGAAAGGAUGAAAUUGUUAAUGCUUCAAAUAGACAAAGACAAGGAGUGCCUAGGUGCCAAGAUGACAGAGGUAUUUUUGCUCUUGCUACAGCAAUAAAAGAGAUGUGUGUAGCUACUCGGAAAGCACGCACUACCCUAUGGUGUGCACUGCAGAUGACCUUGCCAAAAACAGCAAGUACAUCGGGCCAAGCUGACAUGGAAAAGGCCUUCCAAGAUCUAGUAAACUGUGAAGAUAAAGUCCAUGAAAGCAUAAAUAGUAGCAAUCCAAUGAACCAGAGAGGUGAAACAAAUAAACAUUAG
Messenger RNA from Arvicola amphibius (Eurasian water vole), 2877 nucleotides. It is a transcript of the gene Meioc, whose product is annotated as meiosis specific with coiled-coil domain. Gene Ontology annotation, biological process: meiotic cell cycle; male meiosis I; mRNA stabilization. The record is from RefSeq and is a predicted model, not a curated record. Lineage: Eukaryota; Metazoa; Chordata; Mammalia; Rodentia; Cricetidae. Gene Ontology annotation, cellular component: nucleus; cytoplasm.